Molecule: messenger RNA, 3905 nt
Organism: Helicoverpa armigera (cotton bollworm)
Lineage: Eukaryota; Metazoa; Arthropoda; Insecta; Lepidoptera; Noctuidae
Product: max dimerization protein 4
Exons: 5
Coding region: 49-540 (163 amino acids)
Biological process (GO): regulation of transcription by RNA polymerase II
Molecular function (GO): DNA-binding transcription factor activity, RNA polymerase II-specific; RNA polymerase II cis-regulatory region sequence-specific DNA binding; protein dimerization activity
Source: RefSeq, a predicted model, not a curated record
AAAAACAGGAGAGCACAUUUAAGAAGUUGCUUGGAAAAAUUAAAGGACAUGGUACCCCUAGGCCCCGAAGCGUCACGACACACAACAUUAGGAUUAUUAACGAAAGCCAAAAGAUUUAUAAAGAGUUUGGAAGAACGAGAGAAGAGGCACGUCAGUCACAAGGAGCAGUUAGCUCGGGAACAGCGUUACCUACAGCGGCGGUUAAACCAGCUGAGCGACGCGCCGAGAGACUCAAGACUAUCGGAGAGUUCAAUGACCCACACGCACACAACGAGAGCUGACUCGCUUUCGUCGCUAGAGUCAUCGUCGUCGGGUGUUUCGACGGCGGAACGGUCGCCUUCGUCAGUCUCUGAAAGUGAUGAGGUUGACGUGAUCGGCUACACGUCGAACCAGAGCGAUAGCGAGUCUUUGGUGUCAGGCCACAGCGGGGACAGCGGGGUGGGCGGGGGGGCGCGGCGACGACCCCGCACCCCGCUCAAGACGCGGCCCGGCAACGUGCCGCGGACACGGCGUGCCGCACGACUCACGAAGGUCGUCUAGGUGGGCGGUGCGCGGCGCGGGGCGAGCUGGGGCCCACAUCGGCUCCCGGCUGACGUUGUAACUUCAUGACGCAAACGUAGGACAUUUUGUUGAUACAUGUACUAAGGCGAAUGUUGUUUAUUGUGACUGAAUCGAGGCCGGCGACGCGACGUCCACGCGACAGUGACUCGACGGCGACACCCACGCCCGCGCCGCACACACCCACGCCACACACACACCACUCGUACACGUGAACACACUACACACCUCUGCGAACCAUCACUAAGUACAAAAUUGCCAAAAAUUUAUAUUCAAAGUUUAUUUUUCACAUUUCAGACAAAUUUGUAUUUUUUUUUCUUAUUUCUUUCUAUUUAAUUGUACCGAGCCUGGCUCGUUUGGAUGAGUUGCAAUAUUGUGUAGUCUAGUGGCGCGAUGUGUAUUCCAUUACCGAUCUUACAUCGACGGCACAUUAUUCCACUGUGUUGAAAACACGCAAUGUGUGCAAAUCUUUAUCUACCUACAUAAUGUCACUAUAAUUUUAAUAUUUUUUAUCACACUAUAAUUUUACUAUGUAUGCCUCGGGGGGCGAUCUUCGCAUUUCUUAACAACUUGUGCAAACUUAUGCCCCCAGAACGCCCUCAUUUUCAAAUGACAUGUUAUUUUUGUAUUUAUUAUUAAAUUUUUCUAUUGGACAUUUUCGAAUAUAAAUUUUGACGGUCUUAGAAGAAUCGUUUUCGAAAAAACUCUCUAGGUACUUAUUGUUAUUGAUUUCCACAAAAAAAAACAAGUUGCUAUUAUAGUGUAUGUUGUAUAGAUAUAUCAAUUUUAUAUUUUGUAUAUAAUUAUUUUUCUUGUAAAAAUUAAUCAAAUAGAAUUAGAUCUGUGAAUGUUGCGCCGAUUUGGAGUAAAGUUUUUUAUGAUUGGGUCUAACACAUACAAAGGGAACCCACCACCAAAAAUAUAUUGUUUUUUAAUUAUUAAAUGAAUUUUAACGAUGAUUUCCAUUUUAACUCAGGUACUAACAAAUUGGCUAUGAGAAUUAGUUUAUAAUUGAUCGACAUGAGCGUGACCUGGCUGUGGCAAUAUCAAAUGUAAUCUUUGUAAUUUAUUUUGUUGAAUUAAAAUUUUAUGUUGGCAACAAAUGUUCGCGAACCGAAGUAUACAAAUUUUCUUUAUGGAUGACAUGCUCUGAAGGCCCAGGUGGUUGAGAUCGUCGUUUAAAUCACGCAGAUCGCCGCAUAUUACGCCAUAUUUCUCGUCUCACGUCAGACGCACGUGCGAUCCGCGUGAUGCAUCCGCUCGACCGCGCGGGCACGCGUACGUGUUGAUCACCCCUUACGUUCACUCAUGUACUUCUUAUAUUUUAAUGAAAUACGCGGUAGUUGUAGACAAUACGAUAUUACGUUUUAUGUUAUUUUUGACUCUAUCACUUUAAGUAUACAGUCCAAAAUCUCAUAACACCCAACUGCUCGUAAUACAUCACCCACUAACCAUCGUAUUGUUAAGUAUUAAUAAUGAAUUAUAAUUAAUGAUCUCACUUCAUUGUCACACGAUAUCGGCUGAGUAAAUGUGUCAUACACCUACUUACUGAUACUGGAACUUUAUCGAACAGUGAAAUAAUUCAGGGGCUAUGUGCCCGUAAGGUCUAUAAACCUUUCCCAAUAUUCUAUAGUUAAAUGUUGCACUAAACCAUAUUUUAUCACUUGACUUGUACAGAACACAAAUGUUUAUGAUAUUUUAUUUAGUUGACUAUCGCGCAUCCCUCACAUACGCCGUCACCGGUCAGCCGUGAUGACACAGUUAUUUGGUUGCGAUUCUAAUUUAUGUGGACAUUCAUGUACCAAAAAAAAGUAAUAUAUUAUACACGACUAGAGCUGGACAAUACAGUGUGUUACAAAAUUUGCACAGAUAACAUCUCGAUGAGUACACAUAUAUUUUUGUUAUGACUAUAUCUUGUAAUAAAUUGUUGAUUCAUUUCUGAAAUGAACGACUGAACUUUCAUUGUAUUAUAUUAAUUUUCAGUAAAUAUGCAUUGGCAUUCGGUGGGGCUCGCUCGAGUCAAUCUCAUAACUUCCUGUGCCCGACUGAAUGACUUACGUUUAUCUAAAUAUAAUUUGCAUAAAAUAUGAUUGUAAAUUGUUUUAGGUAUGGAUGUUUAUAAUAAGGAUAGUUGUAAACGUAUUAUCAUUUGUAAGUAUAAUGUUUGUUUUAAUGACAGUUUGAUCUCUUAUGGUAAUGUAUGCGACGGCGGGGCCAGCGCCGCUUACCGUGGCGGUACUCAUGUUGAUACAGUUAUAAGUAUGUUUACUACAUCACAUUGUUGAAUGUCUAAGUGUUACAUUGUUAAGAUAUCUCUCGACUGUCGACUGACUGACUCUGUUGUAUUGAACGAUUCCAUCCAUCCGUUAGUUCAAAUAUUGAGCGUAAUGUUAGGUCCCCCGAGUCGGCCACGGUAAGCGACCGUGGAGCAUCGCCGACGUCUCCUCAGCUAUCGACGCUCACACUUGCAGUCUCUGUCAGAAUAUUUAUAUCAACUAAAAUAUAUUUAUCAUUCGGUUAUUAUUUAUGUAUCACAAAAAUUUAAUUUAUUGUUAGAACAGUGCUUUGUCGUUUAAAUCGUACCAGUGUUUCGCUUCGAUCAAGUGUCGCCGUGUCCCGGUCGCGGCUGCCGUCCCGCGGACAGUCUGGGUGCGAGCGGCGACGGGACGCUUUAAGAGUACAAAUUCUGUAUAAGCCCCUCAACUUGUGUGUUAAUCUAAAUGUUAAUUUUAAAACACGAAACAGGGAGAAGGUAUCGUCAGAAUAGAAUAGUUAGCGCGGGCGACGUCAGCCCAGGGAACCACUCGGCUCUGCCUUCGGUGUUGUCUCUUCGUUAUUUCGUAUGUCUGUAUCCUAUGGCUACAGUGCGUUUAGUUGCGUCUCUUCCUUCGGUCGUAGAGUCCGCUGUAACGAUAGGGUAUUGCAAUGUUCGCGCACUGUACGCGCCCACUUUAGAUAAGAAAUGUGUUAUUAGAAAUGAAUUGCAAUAAUGUGAAGCUCGCGCGCCGGCUGGCCUCCGCCGCCCUUUACUCAACUUAGUCGCUGUAAAAAUUAGUCCGGCGUUGUAAAAAAAUAUCAGUGCAUUUGUAAAUAUUGGAGCCAAAAUUUUUAUACAAAUUAUUUCAUAAAUAUAUUCUUGGAGCAAGUUGUGCGCGGAGGCGAGUCGGCCGGCUUGUGUCGCGAGCUGGCACACUGUCGGGUUGUAGAGGCAAACAUUAGGUACCAUUGUGACUAUGCUGAUGUGACAUGGCAGCAUUAUUCAAUGUAAUUGACGAAACGUGGCACAUAUAAUUUACUAUAUGUAAAAAGUUAUAGAAAUAAUUAAUUUAAUAAAAUUAUAAAUAAAA